This is a messenger RNA of Solanum pennellii, 672 nucleotides long. RefSeq lists its product as uncharacterized. The coding region runs from base 131 to 376 and encodes 81 amino acids. The record is from RefSeq and is a predicted model, not a curated record. The transcript has 2 exons. Lineage: Eukaryota; Viridiplantae; Streptophyta; Magnoliopsida; Solanales; Solanaceae.
AGCACGGGUCUUAGGGCUAUAUGAUAAUACGAAUUCUUCGAAGUGAGUUGUGGAACGCCCAAUUGAUCUUUGAUCUUUUCAUCUGUUACAUCUGAAAACUUUUUGCUUCUCAUCAACGGUAGACGGAAAAAUGGCCGGCGGAGGAGACCACUCUCAUGGUGGAGAUUUCAGGACUAAGGUCUGGAGUAUGAGUGGUGGGCCGUACUGUAGGCCCGUACAUUGGAAACGCAAUACCGCAAUUGCCCUCGCCGGAAUCGUACUCGUUUGCAUUCCUGUCGCCUUGAAAUCUGCCGAGCUCGAGCAAAGGCCACAUCUUCCAGUCCGCCCCAUUCCUUCUCAGCUAUGGUGCAAGAACUUUGGAACAAAAGACUACUAGUUUUGUUAGUGAAGCAACGAUAGUAGCUUGCUGUGGGGAAGAUGAUCGAUCACCUUGCCUUCUGUAUUUGGAUUCUGAACUGCAUUUCAUGGUUACUUUUUAUUUGAAAUAGCGUGACAUAUAAUGACAAUGUUCCAUUGAAUAAACAUGAUACCGCGUGCUCUUUUUACAACUGAUUAAAGCCUGUCAACAAACUUUCAUGAUGGUCGUCUUUGAAGUAUUGUUCGUCUUGCUCAUCCACCAUGUACCACCGUGCUUUCUAUCUAAGUAGAUCCAGAAGAAGCUAAAUAAGUGAA